Dreissena polymorpha is the source of this 4053-nucleotide messenger RNA. RefSeq lists its product as uncharacterized. Gene Ontology annotation, cellular component: neuron projection membrane. The transcript is spliced from 7 exons. The record is from RefSeq and is a predicted model, not a curated record. Gene Ontology annotation, biological process: synapse organization. Bases 118 to 1068 code for a protein of 316 amino acids. NCBI's taxonomy places the organism in Eukaryota, Metazoa, Mollusca, Bivalvia, Myida, Dreissenidae.
CACGUACAUUAAGACACAGCAGUAUACCAAACACUGAGUUGUAUUUUAGUCAGUUCAUUCUUGGAUUACCCAACACGAGUGUAUUGUGAAUUUUAUUUUAUUUUUCGAACAUAUAAGAUGGGAUAUUUUUGCGUUAGGAACAGGGUCAUGAACAGCGUGCUGCUGUUCCUUUUCACAUUAGGAAACGUGCAAUCAGGGGUUAGUGAUAAACUUCAUAACGAUGACGAUUAUGGUGAACCGUAUUUUCUAAAGGCUCCUACAAACAUAACGGUUCGUGAAGGAGACUUGGCAAAACUAAAGUGUCGAAUAGCGAAUCUUGGACCGAAAAUGGUGGUUUGGAGAAAAACGAAUGAAGAUUAUCCAUUGACGAUUGGGGAAAUGUCUUUCUCACAGGACGACGAAAUGUCGAUCGAUCACUCCCAGAUCACCAAAACAAGUAGCACCUGGGAUUUGCUUAUUAAAAAUGUGAAGCCAAAACAUGCUGGAAUGUACGAGUGCCAAAUCAGCGCGAACCACCUUAUUGCUCACUAUGUCUCACUCAAUGUCGUUGAUAAAUCGGAGAUGCGACCAGGUAAACAGACCCCUAUGCUAGCCAUUGACGCGAUAGACUUUGAGACAGAACUACGAAUCAUCGGCAACACUUAUGUGAAUAUGGGGACUGUGAUCCACCUAAUUUGCAACGCAACGGGGGCUUACAGAGCACCGGAAGCAGUUGACUGGUUUUACGACGGAAAUAGGAUUCACACGGCAGACGAGAGGUGGAAAGGCAGGGUGGAGAUUUUGAAGCACGAAUCUUUCGAAGGCAAAUAUUAUGUCAGCGAAUUGAUUAUUGACAAGAGCCGGCUGGAAGAUAAUGGGGAUUAUGUCUGCAGGAGCUCUGAUUUGGCCGUCAAUAGCGUUAAAAUCCACAUUUUAAAUACGGACAAAGAUAAUUUAACAAGGCGAGGGUCUGGCAAAGAUGCUCAAAGUGAAUCCAUCAGUUCCGAUCCAGAUAGUGGGUGUUGUCGAAUGCAAACCCAGGCUAUACAAUUGAUGACAUUCGCGAUAUUUGUGCUAGUUUGCAGGUGAACAUGUUUCAAGUUGGGAUCGAAUAGCACCAUGGAAGUGCCUUUUAACACUACCACAUACACAAACGUAAUAAUUCAGAAAUUUUUCUUGAGGGAUGGAUUAUAAACGUAAUAUACCCUUAAUGCACAGUGUUAUAUUGUCAUGUAGAGUCACCAAUAGAGCAAAUUGUGACCGUUGGAAAUCUUACCUCUUUACAAAGGAAUGCAGAUAUACACUUUUCAAACGAACAAACUGCAUCGCUGGAUAACAUGAGUCAUUAAGCGAGAUAUGACAGUUGACCAUAUUGAGUCGAUUGUUUUGGAUAGUGGUGUUCUGUAUCGACGCACUUUGACAUAAAGUGAUGACGCACAAGUCAAAAUAACUCCUUAUGUGAUUAAUGUAUGUGUUACACACUUUUCCAAUUGUAUAUUGAGUAUUAUGAUAAUAACAAUGUUCAUAAUAGUCUUAUCGAAUUUCUGCAACCAAUACGUAUAGUACUCAACAUUUAAAUACGAAAAGCCGUAUCAGAUACUAAUAUUGUAUGUAAUUAUAUAAAAUUAGUACAUGUUCAUGUUAGCACCAAAGUUUGGUCGGCUUUGAAAAGUUUAGACAUGCCUCAAAUCAAAUUGGUAACUUGACAAAUGAAGUGACUUUAAUACGUUAUUUUUUGGAGAAAAUGUGGUACUUAAAUGUAAGCUUAGAUAAUUCGUGAUUUUUGUUUUGGUAUUUAACGAGUUGUUAACAAAAAGGAGGUACAAAACAAAAGGAAUGUUACAUAGGUAUGAUGUUAUGGAAGCGUAAAUCAAUAUCGUUGGUCCUAAGAAUACCAUGCUAGCUUAGUUUUCUUAAAGUGUCACAAAGCAGUGAUAAGUUUGAGUUUGUUUUAUAGAUUCGGAACAAUCAAUUAAUUCAUUAAUUUUUGGAAACAAAUAGUAUUAAUUUAUAAACCCGAGUAUGACAUCCCAUCAUUUUGUAAAAGUCUAACAACACAGUAUUAAACUGUUCCAAAAUGUAAGGAACAAAUAAAAUGAUGUACACCUCUGUUUAAUUGUAUUCAAACGUAUUGUUCAUUUUGCCUACACAUAUACAUGUCAAACAAACAAACAUAGGUAUGCCUAAAUUCCAUACAAUAUUUAUAAAAUGUAAAAUAAUUUGUUGUGAUUUGAACGUAAGACAUGUUCAUGUAUGUAUGUAUAUCGUUGUUUGAACAUCCGCUUAUCAUUCUUAUUUUUUUUUAAAAACAUGCGAGUAUUUAUGUAAGCCGUAAAAUUGCCAUUUACUGUAUUAUUAAAAAAUGUUAUAUAUAGUUGUUUUUUUGAAACUCGAAACGUGUACAAGUAAAAAGUUGUAUUUGCGAGUUCAAAUGUAGACUUGUAGACAAUUUUAAACAAAAGUGGUACUGUAAAAGUAAUUUCAGUAUUGUAUAAGAUAUGUAUACAUAUAUUAAAAGUCUCUGUACAUCCGUUUAGAAUCCAACAAAGCUGAUACACUUAAAAAAAAAACAUUAUUGUUUUUUGUUUCUAUUACUUCAAUUUUCAAAUUAAUACCGUUGUAUAUGUAUCUGCCGUUGUUACACUGAUUUAAGAAAACAAUAUAUAAGCCGUUUAUUUUAUAUGAACUUAUGUAACAAAUGGAUAAUGCAUAACUUUUGUUAAUUUAUCACAGAAACUCUUUUAUACGAACUGCGAUUCUAAAUAAUACUGUUAAAACAUGUCAUUACCGCCUUGAUAGUGUAUUAGUAUUUAUAAUCUUAAAUGUCUCUUUUAGGUAAUGUUAUACGGUUAUACAAAGAAACGUGAAAGACAAUAAUGCGUAUACUGGAAUAUGAAGACAAUGUACGUGUGUAUCAGUCUGAAUAAGCUAAUUGUCUGUCUGUCUGUCUUUCUGUCGAUUGAACUGGAACUGCAUUUUUCGAAUUCAAGUGUUGGUUGUUCUUCAUUUGUUUUAUUUAUCACUACAUUCCAAUUUUACUUACACACAGCUAAGUAAAAUGUGUGUUUAUUCUUCGAAAAGGUUAUAUAUGAUAAUGUUUGUUUUAGUUCAUAACAAAACACAUCAUAAGUAGUCAUUUAUAAGUGAAGUUUGUUUUGGAACGAAUGAAAAUGCAAGGAAAUAUAACAUAAUAAUCAACAUAAAUUAUAUAGUAUAUAAUGUGUACAUUAACAGUUACUAACAAGCAUUAAUUUGGCAAUUUAUUGAAUAUAUUUGAAUGUUGUCUAUAUUUAUAACCUUUAUAUACACAUUUAGUUCUAAAUAUAAUUGUUAAUGAUUGGUAUAUUACUUACAACCUUAUUCAACAACACCAUUACUAGUUAACUUACAAGUCGCACCAUUUAUAUUUAAAUGUUGAUAAAAAUUACAGGUCGGCAGCUCUUCUUAUGGAUAUAUAUUGAAGCAUGUAUACUAUGUUCCCUCAUUUUCAUGUUUUGGUAUUUAGACAUUGUUUGUAUUGAAUUCUUUUUGUAUCUUAAUACCAUAAUUAUGUUAAGAUGUUUAAUUUUUAUUACAACUAUCAUUGAUUGGUUGUUCAUUGUUUUAAUAUUUUCUUAUUAAACGAUUGCAUCACCAUAGUAAGGAGACUAAUACAAAUUAAAAUCGUGAUUUAUUGUUUUUACUAUUCAUUAUUACAAAUCAAAAUAUGUAUACCCACCAAAUGAUAUUACGCGUCAAAUUUAGUCAAUGUAUAUUUGUUUUUGUUCUUACAAUUAUUAAUUCCAAUUUAAGCAUAACAAUUCAGAGUCAAUAAUUUCCUUGUAACAAUCGUGAUCUUGAUGAUAGAAAACAUCCCUGUGUUCUAUAUAGAACACAGUAUAAUGUUAAAUGAGUGCGGAAAGUAUUAGUACAGAUAUGAGUAAAAUAUGAAUUCGUGAUAAAGAUUGUUACGUUUGUUGAUGCCACACAAGAUACAAAUUCAUUGCAAUCAAUACUUAUUUCAAGUAUUAUUAUGAAAUGCGCAUGCAUUUUUGCCUCUAACCAAAUAUGUCAGGGUAUAAAUUAAUUAAGUAU